This is a messenger RNA of Penicillium macrosclerotiorum, 1116 nucleotides long. RefSeq names its product zinc finger HIT domain-containing protein. Gene Ontology annotation, cellular component: pre-snoRNP complex; nucleus. The coding region runs from base 1 to 1116 and encodes 371 amino acids. The record is from RefSeq and is a predicted model, not a curated record. The transcript is spliced from 3 exons. NCBI's taxonomy places the organism in Eukaryota, Fungi, Ascomycota, Eurotiomycetes, Eurotiales, Aspergillaceae. Gene Ontology annotation, biological process: snoRNA localization; box C/D snoRNP assembly; maturation of LSU-rRNA from tricistronic rRNA transcript (SSU-rRNA, 5.8S rRNA, LSU-rRNA).
AUGGAUAGCUCCGAUCCGUUACUGAGUGAGCUCUGCUCAAUAUGCCACGUUAAUCCCCCGAAAUAUCGCUGUCCUCGCUGCUCAACGCGCACCUGCUCUCUUCCCUGCACUCGCCGCCACAAGCUCUGGUCCCAAUGUUCUGGUGAGCGUGACCCUGCAGCUUAUCUCAAGCGCAGUCAACUUGCUACGGAAUCUGCUUUCGAUCGCGAUUUCAAUUUCAUUAGCGGAAUCGAGCGCACGCUCGAGCGUGCGGAGAGAGAUGUAGAGAACCGGGGCAUCGACCUUGCGCAUGGACAAGACAUUGAUCAAGUAAAUGGAGAGGAUGCUCAAACCUCUGGCACAGGGCGGAAACGGAAACAUCCGGGCCAGGGUCUAGUCAAGGGAGAGGCUGGAUUCUUGCGUGGAGCGGAAGCCGGGGCCGUCAAGGUUAUUCGGGCUCCGAAAGGAAUGUCAAGGAAUAAGCAAAACAAUUCAAGAUGGCAUCCUAAAAAGGCCCCCGCGGUCACGAAAGAAGAGAACGAGAGUCAACAAGAGAAGACAUCUACAUCACAGGCGCCUCCGGAGACCACUACGGAGACCACUACGGCUAUAGCCGAAUCUUCUACUCCUGCAAAGGCCUUGGAUGAAGUACCAAGCACAGAAACACAAGCUGGGAAGACAGAGGAGCCUGAAACGCAACCAGAACCUACAAUGGAGAAGUUAACAGACCUAUCGAUUGGUCCUCAUCGUGAUCUCUACUUCUAUCUCCACCGCCCACGCACCGCAACAAAGAAGCCGGUAUUAAUCCCUCUGCCGCCAUCGGGGAAAUUGGCCGCUGUAUUACGCGAGCGUACAGUGCUGGAGUUCCCCACGAUAUACACGCUACCCUACUCCGCAGAAACACUACUUGCGGAGAAAGACACGUCCCCAUUCAUUCUGGAAGAAGAGUAUCUACGAACAGCAGGACCUGAACAAUUAGGGGAGGAAUCAAGAGACUUGGACCAGGAUGACAGUUCCCCUGAAGAUGGUGCCUCUGGGAUUCCUGGAUCUUCACUCGACCUACAAAAAGUGGAUGAGAAAAAGGUGCUGGAAGUAUUGAAGCAGGACCUUUUUGAGCCUGUGCCGGAUGCUGAAUGA